AUGUCCUCAACCAUCGAUGCUCAGAUCUUUGACAACGGCAUGGCUGAGAUCGUUCUCAAUCGCCCUCAAGCGUUGAAUGCCGCAGACAGCUCAAUGACGCAGCACAUGCACGCCAAGUUGAAGCAGUGGGGCGAAGAGUCUCGGAUCAAGGCAUGUGUCCUCCGCAGCUCGUCUGACAGAGCCUUUUGCUCUGGCGGAGACGUGAAAGCUCUCGCGCUGGCCCUGCAGGAGGAAGAGGAGACGAGGCUGGCGCACGAGGCCCUGGGGAACGAGUACAAGCUUAUCCACGAGGUGUCGAGCAUGAAGAUCCCUACCGUCUCCAUCAUGAACGGGGUGACGAUGGGCUUCGGCAUUGGGCUGGGCUGCGCGUGUCGUUACCGAGUCGUGACUGAGAAGACAAUCAUGGCCAUGCCGGAGAAUGGGAUUGGCCUCUUUCCUGAUGUUGGAUUCGCUUGGCUGAUGAGGAACCGUCCUGCUCACGGUCUUUAUUUUGCGCUGACGGGGGCGAGAAUUCACGCAAGGGACGACUCGUGCGGAACGAUGAUCGAUCUUGGGUUGGGAACACAUUUUGUAUCCACCGAGAAGCUCCAAGAUCUGAUCGAAGACCUUGAGAACGUGGACUUGUCGAGCAACCAAGACGUUCGAAUCGAGGAGUGUUUGAACAAGUACGCAGAGACGGGUGGGAGAGCUUCCAAGGGAAGACACAGUGGAAUCAUUGAGAAAUUGUUUGAUUACAAACAAUACGACAACGUGCAAGAUAUCUUCGCUGCAUUGGAACAAGAGAUUGAUCGAUCGGGCGAUGAAGCUACCUCAGCCUUUCUGAGAGAAACUCUUUCCUGCAUGCAGGCAGCAUGUCCGUUUUCCCUCGCAUCAACUCUCGCGCACUUCAAAUCUGUCUUCCAACAACAAUCUGUUGACCAACAGCUGAAGCUCACAGACCUCAAGUCUGUUCUGAUGCAGGAGUACAGACUAGCCACCCGCCUUGCGUACAGAGGCGACUUCCUCGAAGGAGUUUCCUCAAAGUUGAUUCGCAAAGACAACAAGUCAGCCUGGAACCCUCAGACUCUCAACGACGUCAAGGUGUGA
Guillardia theta CCMP2712 is the source of this 1086-nucleotide messenger RNA. RefSeq lists its product as hypothetical. Lineage: Eukaryota; Cryptophyceae; Pyrenomonadales; Geminigeraceae. Bases 1 to 1086 code for a protein of 361 amino acids. The record is from RefSeq and is a predicted model, not a curated record. The transcript is spliced from 9 exons. Gene Ontology annotation, molecular function: 3-hydroxyisobutyryl-CoA hydrolase activity. Gene Ontology annotation, biological process: L-valine catabolic process.